AUGUCCGAGAGAAAGGCAAUAAACAAGUGGUAUCCUCCGGACUACGAUCCUUCGAAAGUCCCGAAGAAGAGCAAAACGCAAAGCAAGGGCAGGGAUAGGGUGCGUUUGAUGCUACCUUUUUCCAUGAAAUGUCUAAAGUGCAACGAGUUCAUUUCUGCACGAAGAAAGUUCAAUGCAACAAAAGAAGCCACAUCUGAGAAAUACAUGGGCUUUAAGAUCAUCAAGUUUCAUGUGAGAUGCCCAUGCUGCAAUAAUGGUAUUGUCUUCAGAACUGACCCUGCCCUGGCGGGAUUUGUCCCUGUGGAAGGCGGCGUCAGAAAUUAUGAAUCGUUGGCACGGGAGCAUCCAAAGAUAAAUCGCAUGGAGACAGACGAAGAGAUACUUUCAAGAUUAGAAAAAGAGGAGGAAGCUAGUCGACAGUUUAAAGAACAACAAGAGAUGAGAAAGAGGAAUCCAUUCUGGCAACGAACAGGCAAUUCCAAUGACGCUAUGAAAAAUCUCGAGAAUAAAUUAGCAAAGCAACAGGAGGAGCAACAAAUGUAUGAUCACCUUGUACAGUUACAAGACAAGGCUAGCCGUCUUCAGGAGUCAGGAGGUCUGGACAGGUUGGUUCAGGACGCCCAAAACAAGCUACGGGAAGAGAUGGCUAAGAAAAGAGAGUUUGGAGACGCCAAUUUUGACAGUAUAGAGGAAGCACGUAAAACAGCUGACACUCUCGUCUCACCGGCAGUCACAAUGUCAAAGGUGAUAACUGUGAAGAAACCCAAGAAGAUGACAGAAACGCACCAACCUUCGCAGCCAAAGUUCCGUUCAAACGAUAACGAUAUCCAACACGAUACUAAUUUGACACCAGAACCCACCAAAAGCGGUCUAUCUUCUUUACUAGGGUAUGCUAGUUCUGAUGAUGAUGACAAUAACUAG
This is a messenger RNA of Candidozyma auris, 921 nucleotides long. RefSeq names its product mRNA splicing protein YJU2. Gene Ontology annotation, biological process: mRNA splicing, via spliceosome. The transcript has a single exon. NCBI's taxonomy places the organism in Eukaryota, Fungi, Ascomycota, Pichiomycetes, Serinales, Metschnikowiaceae. The record is from RefSeq and is a predicted model, not a curated record. Gene Ontology annotation, cellular component: U2-type catalytic step 1 spliceosome. Bases 1 to 921 code for a protein of 306 amino acids.